Messenger RNA from Cricetulus griseus (Chinese hamster), 2550 nucleotides. The record is from RefSeq and is a predicted model, not a curated record. NCBI's taxonomy places the organism in Eukaryota, Metazoa, Chordata, Mammalia, Rodentia, Cricetidae.
GCCUACCUGCCUCCCCUGCAGCAGGUGUUCCAGGCACCUCGACGGCCUGGCAUUGGCACUGUGGGCAAACCAAUCAAGCUUCUGGCCAAUUACUUUGAGGUGGACAUUCCUAAGAUUGAUGUUUAUCAUUACGAGGUGGACAUCAAGCCGGAUAAGUGUCCUCGAAGAGUCAACCGGGAAGUGGUGGAAUACAUGGUCCAGCAUUUCAAGCCUCAGAUCUUCGGGGAUCGCAAGCCCGUCUAUGAUGGAAAGAAGAACAUUUACACUGUCACUGCACUGCCCAUUGGCAACGAGAGGGUUGACUUUGAGGUGACAAUCCCUGGGGAAGGGAAAGAUAGAAUUUUUAAGGUCUCCAUCAAGUGGCUAGCCAUUGUGAGCUGGCGUAUGCUACAUGAAGCCCUGGUCAGUGGCCAGAUCCCUGUGCCCUUGGAGUCUGUGCAAGCCCUGGAUGUGGCCAUGAGGCACCUGGCGUCUAUGAGGUACACCCCUGUGGGCCGUUCCUUCUUCUCACCGCCUGAGGGCUACUACCACCCGCUGGGGGGUGGGCGCGAGGUCUGGUUCGGCUUUCACCAGUCUGUGCGCCCUGCCAUGUGGAAGAUGAUGCUCAACAUUGAUGUAUCAGCCACUGCCUUCUACAAAGCACAGCCAGUGAUUGAGUUCAUGUGUGAGGUCCUGGACAUCAGGAACAUAGAUGAACAGCCCAAGCCCCUCACAGAUUCCCAGCGUGUUCGCUUUACCAAGGAGAUAAAAGGCCUGAAGGUGGAAGUGACCCACUGUGGACAGAUGAAGAGGAAAUACCGCGUGUGUAAUGUUACCCGACGCCCUGCUAGUCAUCAGACGUUUCCCUUGCAGCUGGAGAGUGGACAGACUGUGGAAUGUACUGUGGCACAGUAUUUCAAGCAGAAAUACAACCUUCAACUCAAGUAUCCUCACCUGCCCUGCCUACAAGUUGGGCAAGAGCAAAAGCAUACCUAUUUGCCCCUGGAGGUCUGUAACAUUGUGGCCGGGCAGCGGUGCAUUAAGAAGUUGACUGACAACCAGACCUCAACCAUGAUAAAGGCUACAGCUAGGUCGGCCCCAGACAGACAGGAGGAGAUCAGUCGCCUGAUGAAGAAUGCCAGCUACAACUUAGAUCCCUACAUCCAGGAAUUUGGAAUCAAAGUGAAGGAUGACAUGACGGAGGUGACGGGGCGAGUGCUGCCGGCGCCCAUCUUGCAAUAUGGCGGCCGGGUGAGCAGGAAUCGGGCCAUUGCUACACCCAACCAAGGUGUCUGGGACAUGCGUGGGAAACAAUUCUACAAUGGCAUUGAGAUCAAAGUCUGGGCCAUCGCCUGCUUCGCACCCCAAAAACAAUGUCGAGAAGAAGUGCUCAAGAACUUCACAGACCAGCUGCGGAAGAUUUCCAAGGAUGCGGGGAUGCCCAUCCAGGGUCAGCCUUGUUUCUGCAAAUAUGCACAGGGAGCAGAUAGUGUGGAGCCCAUGUUCCGGCAUCUAAAGAACACCUACUCAGGACUGCAGCUCAUUAUCGUCAUCCUGCCAGGGAAGACGCCUGUGUAUGCUGAAGUGAAACGUGUUGGAGACACACUUUUGGGAAUGGCAACACAGUGUGUGCAGGUGAAGAAUGUGGUGAAGACCUCACCUCAGACUCUGUCCAACCUCUGCCUCAAGAUCAACGUCAAACUUGGUGGCAUUAACAACAUCCUAGUCCCACACCAGCGCUCUGCUGUUUUUCAACAGCCAGUGAUUUUCCUGGGCGCAGAUGUUACACACCCCCCAGCCGGGGACGGGAAGAAGCCGUCUAUCACAGCGGUGGUAGGCAGUAUGGACGCACACCCCAGCCGAUACUGUGCUACUGUGCGUGUGCAGCGCCCACGGCAGGAGAUCAUUGAAGACUUGUCCUAUAUGGUGCGUGAGCUGCUCAUCCAGUUCUAUAAGUCCACUCGCUUCAAGCCCACCCGCAUCAUCUUCUACCGAGAUGGGGUCCCUGAGGGCCAGCUACCCCAGAUCCUUCACUAUGAGCUGCUUGCCAUUCGAGAUGCCUGCAUCAAACUGGAAAAAGACUACCAGCCUGGGAUCACUUACAUUGUGGUGCAGAAACGCCAUCAUACCCGCCUUUUUUGUGCUGACAAGAAUGAACGAAUUGGGAAGAGUGGUAACAUCCCCGCUGGGACCACUGUGGACACCAACAUCACUCACCCAUUUGAAUUUGACUUCUAUCUGUGCAGCCAUGCAGGCAUCCAGGGUACCAGCCGACCAUCCCAUUAUUAUGUCCUUUGGGACGACAACCGUUUCACAGCAGAUGAACUCCAGAUCUUGACAUACCAGCUGUGCCACACUUACGUACGAUGUACACGUUCUGUCUCUAUCCCAGCACCUGCCUACUAUGCCCGGUUGGUGGCUUUCCGGGCACGGUACCACCUGGUGGACAAGGAGCAUGACAGUGGAGAGGGGAGCCACAUAUCAGGGCAGAGCAAUGGACGAGACCCCCAGGCCCUGGCCAAAGCUGUGCAGGUUCACCAGGAUACGCUACGCACCAUGUACUUCGCUUGA